AUGUCCAACUUCCUCCUUUGUUUGUUGUCUGCAUCAUCGGUGCACGAGGCGAUUCAGCUGGCGGUAUCGCCCGGGGCGUACGCCCGAGCCAGUGCCAGUGCUCGCAUUCUCACUUCUCGGGAGCCUUCACUCGUCGACGAGCUCGCACGCGAGAUCCGCACGGUCAACCCAUCAAUCAGAGUUGAGAUGAGCUCGCAAGAUCAAGUAACAUCCGAAUACUACACACAAGCACUUCAGAAAAUAGAAGUCUACGGUGACCCAUCUGUUCACCCCCAAGCGGAGCAUUACUGGGGCAACGUGAAUUCAUUCGGGCCGCGAGCCUGCUACGACGAAGGAAAACGCGUCGCUGAAGCUCUCUGCUACGCAUACCGCGAGCAACAUGACGUUGACAUCCGUAUCGCCCGCAUUUUCAACACAUAUGGACCACGCAUGGGCGCCAGCGACGGACGAGUGGUGUCGAGCUUCAUAGCAUCCGCAUUAGCCGGGGAAGAUCUCAAAAUCACAGGAGAUGGUACGGCAACACGUUCCUUCCAGUUUGUUACGGAUUGCAUGCAGGGACUUUACUCUCUCAUGAACAGUGGCUAUAGCAAGGGCCCGGUGAACAUUGGGAACGAUGGGGAGUUUACUAUAGAGCGUCUUGCUGAGCUUGUUAUCGAUCUUGUUUCGCGCAUGACGUGUCAACCUCGAGUUUCAAUUUCGCAUCUUCCACCACUUGUGGAUGAUCCUACCAUUCGUCGACCGGAUAUUGCUUUGGCGAGAGAGGUGUUGAAUUGGCAACCUGUGGUUCAGCUAGAGGAGGGGCUGAGGAGGACUAUUGAAUGGCAUAUCAAUGAAAGCCGAUCUGACUGA
Molecule: messenger RNA, 849 nt
Organism: Penicillium arizonense
Lineage: Eukaryota; Fungi; Ascomycota; Eurotiomycetes; Eurotiales; Aspergillaceae
Exons: 3
Coding region: 1-849 (282 amino acids)
Biological process (GO): D-xylose metabolic process
Cellular component (GO): cytoplasm
Molecular function (GO): NAD+ binding; UDP-glucuronate decarboxylase activity
Source: RefSeq, a predicted model, not a curated record